Rhagoletis zephyria (snowberry fruit fly) is the source of this 753-nucleotide messenger RNA. The record is from RefSeq and is a predicted model, not a curated record. Lineage: Eukaryota; Metazoa; Arthropoda; Insecta; Diptera; Tephritidae.
AUGCACCCAUCCAAGUACCUCGUUGAAAUUGGCCGCGUCGCCCUUGUUGACUUUGGCCCCGACGCCGGUAAGCUGGUCACCAUCGUCGAUGUUAUCGAUCAGAACCGCGCCCUCGUGGACGGAACUCCUGGUGGUGUGACUCGACAGGCCAUCCAGUUCAAGCGACUCCGCCUGACAAAGUUCCGCCUGGACAUCCCUCAUGGCACCAGCUCCAAGGUGGUCAAGAAGGCCUACGCAGCACAGGAGAUUGACAGCAAGUUUGCCUCCACGCCUCUGGCAAUUCGUCUGAAGCAGCGAAGCCUUAAAGCCGCCAUGACCGACUUUGACCGAUUCAAGCUGUACAAGGCUAAGCAGCAAUACAACCGCAUUGUCAACACCAAGCUGGCGCUGCUCAAGUCAAAGGGCAAGACCGCAUUGAAAGCCAAGCAAAACGCCAACAAGAAGACCAAGAUCCCUCAGCCAGAUCAUGGGGUUAACACUGUUUUUGUCGAUGUCGGUAACACCAAACUCGAACUUUUAGAUCAACUAGGCGACAAGUCGCCAAUAGCAGCGUUCAUGUCCAAGAAUCCCGCCGGCGGUAUUCACCAUCUCUGCUUUGAGGUGGACAACAUUGAUGCCGCUGUUGAGGAUUUGAAGGGCCAAGGAGUUCGACUGCUGGGUGACAAACCGAAAAUUGGCGCCCACGGAAAACCAGUCAUUUUCAUUCAUCCAAAGGACUGUGGCGGUGUACUUAUCGAGCUGGAGCAAGCUUAG